Molecule: messenger RNA, 4003 nt
Organism: Rhipicephalus microplus (southern cattle tick)
Lineage: Eukaryota; Metazoa; Arthropoda; Arachnida; Ixodida; Ixodidae
Product: jumonji domain containing 4
Biological process (GO): positive regulation of translational termination; protein hydroxylation
Cellular component (GO): cytoplasm; nucleus
Molecular function (GO): 2-oxoglutarate-dependent dioxygenase activity; sequence-specific DNA binding
Source: RefSeq, a predicted model, not a curated record
UGCGCGUCUGCAAUCAAGCGCGAGCUACCGCGAAUCAAGCGCGAGGCAACGCUUGCGACAAAAGUAUAGUCAAUCAGUGAACUACGCAAGCAUGAGAUGAUGUCGUGCAAAUCAAUACAGGUUCCUCGGAUUCUGUUGCAGCUAUCCUGAGAAAAUGUACUCCGAAUUCCUUAGCGAUCGCAUAGAGCGAGUGAAGUCGCAGUGCGCUAGUGUUUCGUGCUGCUCUGCACCCCACAAUUCUGACGAAGAAAAUGUGUUUAAGGUAGCUUAUCUCAGUCUGGAUAUUUCCUAUUGCGAAUUCUUUCUGCGAUAUGCGUCCUCGAAUACGCCGUGCAUCCUUUCGCCGCAAAACACAAGCGAUUGGAGAAGUCGUCGCGAAUGGGUCGACAGCUCCGGCCGUCCGAAGCUGGGAUUCCUCAAGUCUUCGUUCGGAUCAGCCACUGUGCCCGUCUCCGACUGCAGCGUCAAGCAGUACGACUCCCCGUCAUGUUGUGAGAUGACGUUUUCCGAGUAUGUGGACUACUGGCAGACACUCAUCGACUCUGGGCACGACUACAGCGCGAAGCCUUGCCUCUACCUCAAAGACUGGCAUUUCACGAGGGAUUUUCCCACUUAUGGCCCAUAUACCACACCAAAGUAUUUCACUUCCGACUGGCUGAAUGAGUACUGGGACCUUAGGACUGAUGUGAAGGAUGACUUUCGCUUUGUGUACAUGGGACCCAAAGGAUCAUGGACGCCAUUGCAUACGGAUGUGUUCAAGUCAUUUAGUUGGUCUGCCAACAUCUGCGGGAGGAAGCUCUGGUACCUCUUUCCUCCACGAGAGGGUCAAGUAAACAACGGAAAGAGGAACAAGCUGCCAUGUGAAGUUGACACCCUUCUGAAGGAGAGCGUUAAAGAUGCUGAGGAAGCACAGAGCCUCUUGAAGCAAGAAAGAAAUGCACCAUACCUAAAGGUCAUUCAAAAUCCUGGAGAGAUUAUAUUUGUUCCCAGUAACUGGUAUCAUCAGGUCCACAAUCUGGAUGACACAAUUUCAAUCAAUCACAACUUUCUUAAUGCUUGCAAUGUUAAGACAGUGAUGAUCAAUCUUAUGGCUGCAUUAGUUGAUGUUCAAGAAGAAAUAGCAGCUUUUCAGGACACCGAUGGAUUCCAGGAGCAUUGCCAGGCUAUGCUUAGAGCUCACUUUGGCAUGAAUGUGGCAGACUUUUGUGCGAUGCUCGAGGCCAUCUUGAGACGAAGAAUGCAAAUGCUUGAAGUGCCUCCCGUGCAGAGAGAACUUGCUUACCGCACGAAGGAGGCACUUGCCACGGACAUGGCAGCUGCCCUAUUCUGCCACAGGGAAAUAUUGGAGUGGCCUGCUCCGAUUUUGGAGACGGCGUGCAUCAACAAAGAACUAACAUGUCACCUCAAGAAGGACCUUGUAGAACUGAGUGAGCUAGAUGAAAACAUUUAACAUUCAUAGAACAGUGUGCAGCCUGCUUUUGUGAUCUAGAUCUAAGAAAUCUUGUUGCGUUAGGCCUGAUAUGGCAUAUAUCUUUGCAGUGUGAGAACUGUUUUUUUUACAAACCUGUGAUAUAAAAGUAGUAGUCAAAUCGGAAUUUAUUGAACGUAGGUAUGUCGAGCUAUUGUGCAUAUUUAACAUUUAUAAGUUGUAAAAUCAUCUUGGAUGUGCCGUGCAAAAAGAACACUGCGGUAUAUCUGUAUUCAAAGCGUUUAUCGCCACCCUCGAUACUAUCUCAAAUGCUGUGUUGCACGAUUCUUUGCUUCUGCUAGGGUACUAUUUCCAAAUGUAUUUUUUCUCAUAAGACAGUGCACACGCAUGAAAACUAAAAACUGGUGAAGUUGCACUGAACUGAGCAAGGCUUGAAACAGCGAAAUCGGAUGAUUCUGAAGGCUAAUAUGAUUGCUUGUAGGCCUUAGCUACGUGGUGCUGGUUGUGUCUGGGCCGCUUCUAGGCUUUAGCUAGGUGUUGCUAAGUUGUUUAUACAUUGGGUCUUGUCAUGAGUAAGAGGGCACGUGCUGGGCGCUGGAAUGCGGCGCACGUGUGCAAGACUCAAUGGUGGGCAGAUGCACCACGUUCACGUACAAGAUUGGUUGGAAAGAGGCUCAUGGCAUGAAACCCUAGCCGUAAUGAAAAAUCUCGAAGGAUGAGCUGUCACUGUGCAUUGGGGCUUCAAACUGCGAAGAUCAGGAAGGCCAGCAUCGCUACCGCGACGAAAGCAGUAGUCCCGCUUGGUUCUGAGGCUGUCAGCAAAGAGGCCCGGGAAGUGGUCGUCGAUCUCGGAAGACUCAAGUGUGGCUGUCCGGACUUGCCGCAACCUGUCACAGCAGUUCCUGGGUGGAUCUACAGCUCUUCCGCUUCGAGCCAGAAUGUAUGCGGCCCGUACCACAAUCGUGAUGCCGUUUACAGGUUAGGCAUAGCCUAACUAAGCCGGACGACGACGAAGACCGGAACCAUCCCGGCAACGAGGUUGAGCGGCGAAGACCAACCGACAGCAGCCGUAGAAGGUUGAGAAGGACGUCAAGGACAGAAUCGACGAACCAUUGACACGGCAAGGUCACCAAGUUGACAUGGCAAAGUCACGUGAACUGUAAGAACGUUUUGUAACCAAAACUCCAUUUUGGCUAGAGAGAGAUUAGGCUUAGGAACUGAACUUGACUCGGAUUGAUAUUAGUUUUGGUUUCCUUGUAUAGCUGAUUAUUGUGUACAUGUUUGUUUUUGGGGGGUGAACUUGACUGCCAGAUUGUUUGCCAUUUCGGGUAAUAUUAAAAUGGGUUUGCCGUGUUACCUCCGACUUGCGUCUCUCUCCCAACUCCAUCCGCUGCAAGUGCUCCCUAGGUAAAUUCGUAAAAGGUCUCAGCGCAGAUUGCUUCGAUUUAAACCACGUACAGUCACAGACACGACCUGGUUGCUGAAACUCCAGAGAUAGGAAGUCGCGCUGAAAUAAAUAUAGAAAGAAAGGAAAAAAAAGGGAGGCGUGGAGGUUAACCAGAUGCUAGGAUUCGGCGUACUGCCCUGCUCUGGGGUUGAGAAAUAGGGGGCAAAAGCGAAAGAGAUAAAAAAUAAGAACAAAACAUGCUCAUAGAUCUACGGGCAUGUUGUGAUUAGCAUAGGCCUUCUAUCGCUUUGAGGUCUUCUUGGAGCUGCUGUUGCCUUUGUCGUUCCCUAUUAGUAUUCCAUUGUUGUAUGUACUUGGGGUCCUUCGCUCACCGCCAUUGCUUAGUAGCCAUUUGUUGGGCAUUUGUUAGAUUGCCUUCUUCAUUUUUAAUAAACCAGUGGUGAGUAGCGAGGUUCACUUUGUUUUUGUGGCACACAUUUUUUUUUAUGUGGAUAGUUUCGUGAUACAAGAUACAAGGAACAAUACAAGGAGUGCAUUGAUUUUGACCGUGUUGAUUCCUUUAAUGUGCAGCAAAGCUAAAUUCAUAGUUGUUUUGGCAAUUAGCCCCCUCAGAUGUGUAACUUACAUUAUGGGAAAGGAACCUAUGUCUUGUAGCUUAGCUGUGAUAAACAAGCCCCUAAGUAACCCUGGCUUGUGUCUUCAAAUUUUGCAAUGGCACUUUUGCUAACCUCACUGCGAAGCAGUUGUGUGGUGCGGUGAAGCAAACAAAAAAAGUUUUAUUAUUGUUGUGCAGUGUCUGGGUUUCUAUCAUCUGUUUGAUUUUCAUUAUGAUGUUGCAGCAAGCUCAUGGUAAAUGAGUACUAGAGGCACAAGAAGCAGACGAGCACAUCUGUGCUUGCCUGGUAUGAGCGCGCUGUCAUAUGAAAACGAAUUCCUACCAACUCUCGCCGCAAUUUUUAGUACUUCGACAAUUUACUUAUGUCAAAUUGCCAUUAUGUAUGUCAAACUGUUUUAUGAUCCUCUUCUUAUUUCUUCUGCAUUAUGUGUAAAUCGGCUCAUUUCUAGUGGCCAGCCCUUGUUGUCUAUUUAAUGAUGUAUUUGAGAACAUCUGUGCCUAGUUAUUUGCAGUGCAAAUUUUAUAACAAUAAACUGUUAUAUUGCUCCAA